Molecule: messenger RNA, 777 nt
Organism: Adineta steineri
Lineage: Eukaryota; Metazoa; Rotifera; Eurotatoria; Adinetida; Adinetidae
Source: the annotation of a GenBank genome assembly
AUGCAACAUAUUGACGGUUUUCGUACAACCGAUUCAUUUCGGUAUGAUCGUAAUACAUCAUCAUCAACAACAUCAUUAUCGUCUUCGUCUGGUUAUGGUUCACGUUUAAGUUUAUCUUCAUCAUCAAAUCGUCGUCAUGGUGGUUUAACAAAAUAUUUUAGAGAAAAGAUAUCAAAACAUAAAAGUUUAGCAUCACUUUUAUUAUCAUCAAAACUAGAAAUCGAUACUCCACAUCAAACAGAAAUCUAUGAAAGUGUAUGGAAUUUAGAAGAACAAAUUGAUAAAUUACGUUCAAAAAUUCAUAAACAAACAGAUUUAGAUACUCAAUCAAUAAUAUCAAUGUCUGUUGAUACACCAGAACAAAUUUUAAUUCAUAAUGAUAAAGAAUUAUUAUCAGCUGCUGCUUGGUAUCAAGAAGGUUUACCACGUCAUAUAUGUGAAGAAUAUUUGAAUGAUAAUAAUAAAUCAAUUGGUUCAUUUAUUAUUCGACAUAGUUAUACUUAUCCACAAUAUCCAUUUGUUUUAUCAAUAAAAACAAAUUUAUCAAAAGUUGAACAUUUUCUUAUUGAACAAACAUUUAAUAAUGAUGGUUAUCGAUUACAGUACUCUUCAAAAACAUUUCACAAUUUAAGUACACUUGUUCUUCAUCAUACAAUCAUGCCGGAUAUCCUUCCUGUUACACUUAUAUUACCACUUAUUCAUUCAACAUUGACACCUUUCAAUGAUAUUAAUCAGCGACGAUCAUCACCUGAUGUUAUUCGUUCUGUUCGAUUCUAG